This is a messenger RNA of Camellia sinensis, 744 nucleotides long. NCBI's taxonomy places the organism in Eukaryota, Viridiplantae, Streptophyta, Magnoliopsida, Ericales, Theaceae. The record is from RefSeq and is a predicted model, not a curated record.
AUGAAAGCUUUACAGGAGUAUUUAGCCACUAAAUUUGAAAUGAAGGAUCUUGGGAAACUUAUAUAUUUUUUGGGAAUUGAGGUAGUAAGAUCGAAACAUGGAGUUUUUCUUUCACAACAAAAAUAUGUGUUAGAUCUUCUAACCAAAACCGGAAUGCUUGGUUGUAAACCAGCAGAGACACCCAUAGAAAUGAAUCAUAAGCUCGAAAUUCUCCCCUAUCAAAACCCAACAGACAAGGGUUGUUAUCAGCAAUUAGUUGGAAGAUUAAUCUGCUUAUCACAUACAAGGCCAGAUAUAGCAUAUGCGGUGAGUGUUGUGAGCCAUUUCAUGCAUGCACCAAGUGAAGCACAUAUAGAAGCGGUCUAUCAAAUCUUAAGAUGCUUAAAGAGUGCUCGAGGAAAAAGUUUGUUGUUCUCAAAAAAUGGUAUCUCUAACAUUGAAGGAUACACAGAUUCUGAUUGGGCUGGUGAUCCGACAACCAAAAGGCACACAUCUGGCUACUUUACUCUUGUGGAAGGUAAUCUUGUCACUUGGAAAAGCAAGAAGCAUAAGGUAGUAGCAAGAUCAAGUGCUGAAGCCAAAUUUCGAGGUAUGGCUCAUGGUGUAUGUGAAUUGAUAUGGAUAAGGAAUAUACUGAGGGACUUAGGGAUUGACUACGCAAAACCUAUGAAUCUUCACUGUGAUAAUAAGGUAGCCAUUGAGAUUGCACAAAAUCUUGUUCAACAUGAUCGCAUUACAUGUUGA